ACCAUCGGAGCCUAUUUGCACCCAGUGCUCAUGUCUGAAGCCCCGUGGAACACCAGGGCCAAGCGGGAGAAACUGACGGAGCUCAUGUUUGAACAUUAUGGCAUCCCGGCCUUCUUCCUCUGCAAGACGGCCGUGCUCACGGCCUUUGCCAACGGCCGCAGCACCGGCCUCGUCCUGGACAGCGGGGCCACCCACACCACGGCCAUCCCCGUCCACGACGGGUACAUCCUCCAGCAAGGAAUCGUGAAAUCCCCGCUGGCUGGAGACUUCAUUUCCAUGCAAUGCCGCGAACUCUUCCAAGAGAUGAAUAUCGAGAUUAUCCCACCUUAUAUGAUCGCUGCCAAGGAGGCUGUCCGAGAAGGAGCACCCCCAAACUGGAAGAAGAAGGAGAAGCUGCCCCAGGUCACCAAGUCCUGGCACAACUACACCUGUAACGAGGUUAUCCAGGACUUCCAGGCCUCUGUGCUGCAAGUGUCAGACUCUCCCUACGACGAACAGGUAGCUGCCCAGAUGCCCACCGUCCACUACGAAAUGCCCAAUGGCUACAACACGGACUACGGGGCGGAGCGGCUCCGGAUCCCCGAAGGUCUCUUUGACCCCUCCAACGUGAAGGGCCUGUCCGGGAACACCAUGCUGGGGGUCGGCCACGUGGUCACGACGAGCAUCGGCAUGUGCGACAUCGAUAUCCGUCCGGGUCUGUAUGGCAGCGUCAUUGUCACUGGAGGAAACACUCUGCUACAAGGCUUUACGGACCGGCUGAACCGGGAACUCUCUCAGAAAACGCCGCCAAGCAUGCGCCUGAAGCUCAUUGCCAGCAACAGCACCAUGGAAAGGAGGUUCAGUCCCUGGAUCGGCGGCUCCAUCUUGGCAUCUCUAGGCACCUUCCAGCAGAUGUGGAUCUCCAAGCAAGAAUACGAGGAAGGAGGCAAGCAAUGUGUGGAGAGGAAGUGCCCCUGAUGCGAAAAACACGUGCUCCUUGCUAUCCCCUUUCUGGAAAAACAGACACUCCAUGGACCCCCCGUGUCACCCUGGCUUUGCUUUCCGUCCCAAGAGCUCUGCUUGACCCACAUCCAA
Messenger RNA from Sceloporus undulatus (fence lizard), 1074 nucleotides. Its product is annotated as actin-like protein 6B. Gene Ontology annotation, biological process: regulation of transcription by RNA polymerase II; nervous system development. The transcript is spliced from 11 exons. Gene Ontology annotation, molecular function: chromatin binding. Gene Ontology annotation, cellular component: SWI/SNF complex; NuA4 histone acetyltransferase complex. Bases 31 to 957 code for a protein of 308 amino acids. The record is from RefSeq and is a predicted model, not a curated record. NCBI's taxonomy places the organism in Eukaryota, Metazoa, Chordata, Lepidosauria, Squamata, Phrynosomatidae.